This is a messenger RNA of Striga hermonthica, 405 nucleotides long. The record is from the annotation of a GenBank genome assembly. NCBI's taxonomy places the organism in Eukaryota, Viridiplantae, Streptophyta, Magnoliopsida, Lamiales, Orobanchaceae.
AUGACGAAGCCCGUCUUGAUAAGCAUCGUCCCUGGAGCCGGGCCCCUCCACUCGUCUGCCUACUUUGUCGGGCUCUAUCUGCCAGUCAAGUUCCAGGCGGGCCCACCUGUCCCGCUUCCCGAACUGAACCUCAAGCCCGAUCGGUGGGAAAGCCACUGCAUUGCCGUUCGGAAGUUUUCAGGAUUUGCAGGGGAUAACAAUAUCGUGAAGGAGGCUGAGAAGUUGGCCGUGAGCUUGAGCAGGUCUGAGUGGAGAAACUCGACUUCUACCCAAAGUGGGUACGCGUACUCUAUUGCGCAGUAUUAUUCCCCUUUCAAGUUUAUCGGGCGUGUUAAUGAGGUAUGGGUAGAUGUUAAUGGGUCACAGAAAGAUGGUUGUAAAUCGAAUCUCUGGGCUGCCUAUUGA